Molecule: messenger RNA, 3027 nt
Organism: Medioppia subpectinata
Lineage: Eukaryota; Metazoa; Arthropoda; Arachnida; Sarcoptiformes; Oppiidae
Source: the annotation of a GenBank genome assembly
AUGUCAUCCGAGUCUCACAACGAGAACUCAAUACUCAAUGAAUUGAAAAACUUUUUGCAAUUUGUUUGCGAAGAGAAGAGCUGUUCCGUCGAAUCGGUUCUCAACUCCAGUCUUACACUUCUCAGUGACUGUCCGUCCGCUCGGGAAGCGGUUCUUCAGCUCUACUCUCAACUCUUUGACGAAUAUUGUGCCGAAUAUUGUGUCCAGAAUUCGGUGAAUGAGUUGCCGUCGAUCGGCGACCGAUCGGUCGGCGGUCAAAGAGUCGGACCGAUUAUCUCGCGAUUCAUUUCGGCCCAAAAGAACUCAAUUAACGGUAACUUAAAUGCCAACGAUUUGGUGGCCAUUCGGAAGGUGUCCACCGAUUCGAGGAGACAGUCGAUGGAUUGCAGCGACGAGUCUAAAGCCACGUCCAGUUUGGACUGUCCUCAGAGUCCAACGGCGGCCACAUCUGUGCCGAUGGAAUCGCUGAACGACUCGAAGGCGAACACCGAUCACAACCACGAGUUGAAUGAAGUGAUGAAUUCAUUGGACUUCCAGUUCAUAAGAAUCAGCGAAUAUUUAAUUACUUUAAUUGAAAGCGAAUCCAAUCCAACGUUUGCUAAGAGUAUAACCGAUUGGGCGCUGGAAUUGGCGGCCAAACUGAGCGCCAAAUACGGCAGAUUCGGUCAGAAUGUGUCCACUGGUGUGCAGAAGAGUUCCGGCCAAACGGAUCCCAAUUUGUCGUUGAGUUCUUCGUUGGCCUUUUGGAUGCAAUGCCCGGCAAUGCAAGCGCUCACAAACCUGACCAUCAGAUGCAAUACCAUUGAACUCGAAGGUCUGGUCAAACAAAUGCUUCAAUAUUCCCCGCAUUGCGAUUGGAUUCUCGCGCAUCUGAUCACAACCAUGUCCAACAACUCUCGCUUUAACACAUACAUCGAGCAACUGAUCCAAAGCGCCACCUCUUCUCCAUCUGUCACCUGUAUAUUGUCUUAUUUGUCUGAACACAAUCCCAGAGCUAUUGUCAACUCAUCCAAGUCUAACAUUCCGUUUCUUCUAAAGUUAAGCACAAACUCUAAACCACUUUUAGAUCUAUUGGUUUCGGAGGCGACCAAACAAUAUAACAUUAAAGCUUUGAACGAAUUGGUUGUGACCACAAAAGCCGAAGAUCUGAACGAUCACAUCAUUUAUUGCAUAACAAACGCUGCGAACGCUUUUGAUUUGUUACGAAUCGCUUUCGAUAUAUCGGUUCACUCGGAGGCCAACGAUGAGCUCAAAGAGCGGACAUUUGUUAUAUUGUCUGCCAUUAUAUCACACAUUCAUUCAUUUGUUUACGGCUCUAAUAUGACGCUAACAAACAGCCCUCCGAUUCUGGAUUUACUGAAGAACAACGUCUCCGGACUUGUUGUCCAUUCCGUGAAGACGACGAAUCCUUCUCUACGACGCCUUCAGUUAAGACUUUUGCAUUUACUAUGUCUUCAUUACAGCACAGAAUUUGUGACUGAAAUGUUUCACAGCAUUCUGUCCACACAUUUGCAUAAUAUAAACACCAAUUCAUUCAAAAAUCCGGUUCCAAACCUACUGUUGUCUCCUUUAAUGAAAUCAUUAAAACUUCAAUUCGGACCUCAAAUACACAAGUGUUUGAGCGAUACUUUGCGUCUACCGUUUGAGAAGAGUGUCAGCUAUUGGUCUCACUUAUUGGCUGCCGUUGAGGGCGAGUCCGUGUGUCUCGACAUCGAUCUCUUGUGUUCAUACUUUUCUGAUAAUAAUCUCGAAUCGAAAGCAAAAAUAUUCACAAAAUACUAUAUUUUGCGGCUAUUAUUGCAUACAAUGGAAAAGUUUCCCAAACGUGUUGUCAGACCUCAACACAGACUCUGUCUGUCACUCGUUUCGACUUAUUUUAAAAUAAUUGAAUUACAAAACAAUUGUUUAGACAAUGAACUGGACAUCUAUAUGGAAACACUGGUCACGUGCCAGAAGUCGAUGACUAUUUUAGCAAAAAGUUAUGCCAUUAAUCAACAGAUUCUGUCCCGAAGUCUGUUAGAAUUUAGUCUCGAAAAGAGUCGACUAUUUUGCAAAACUAAGACCAAAAACAAAUCAAAUAUCUCUUCAUAUGAAACAAUAAAUCUGAUGAAAGAGAACGCUUCCUAUGAUUUGGGAAAUUCUAAGUUUAGAAAAAUACCAUUAAUUGCAAACAAACCAGAGAUCGAUAGCAAUCACUGCAACGCAGAGGACGAGACAUUGAUAGUGAAUCAACAGUUGGUUUUAGACGCCUUUCGGUGUUGUGUUAAAAAGAAAGAUAUGACAUCAUUUGCUAAAUUAUUGGUUCAAUGCGUUUCACCCGAUCUGUUAUCCAAUGACAAUAUGUGGGGCGACGAAGACCCCAGAGAUGGACAAUUGCAAAGCCUUCGGAUUACAAUUGAGAGAGAUUUGUAUAUAUGGCGCGCAUUCAACGCUAAUCCCAUUCUUUGGGAUCUAUGCGAACUCAUUGGUAAAGAAGACUGUUUAAGCAAUUGUCUGGUCUUAAUCCGGGCCCUAAUGACUGUUCAACGCACUCAUUGGGCGUCCACUUCGUUGAGUAAAGAAAACAUUUUUGAAACUCAGAGACUAUUAACUCUACUGUCGAGCACUGGUGUACUGCCAUCGGAACCGUUCAAACACGUGGCAACUGUGUUAUCCCAGUUGCAGGCCUGGGAGGUGUCGUGUAUUCUCAACGAUAUUUGUAAAUAUCUUAAAGACUCCACUUCUGGUCAAAUGGAAAGCCAAUCACUGAAACCUUAUGUGGAAAGGCUUCGCAUAAUAAUGGCUCACAAUCUUCCCGGACCUCUGUUUGUCAAUAUAUUCAAAGGGCUUAAAUAACCACUCAUUUGACCACUAAAUUCUGUUACCAUCAUUUCCAAUCAAUUAACUUUCAUAAAUUAUUUCUAUAUUAUAAAUAAAAUCAUUUUAUAACCAAAAUAAACUCGUUAAUAAUUCUUUGAUCUCUCUCUCUCUCUCUCUCUCUCUCUCUCUCUCUCUCUCUCUCUCUCUCUCCGCAGAAGUAAAGUAAAA